Molecule: messenger RNA, 4291 nt
Organism: Pocillopora meandrina
Lineage: Eukaryota; Metazoa; Cnidaria; Anthozoa; Scleractinia; Pocilloporidae
Source: the annotation of a GenBank genome assembly
AUGGCCUCGGAUAAAAUCAGAGUCAAACGACUUUAUGCGAUUCACUCGAAAAGUUUGAGUGAAAACGAAAGUUCUUCAUCGACAACAUCUCAUUUCCUCCGCGUUAGGGAGAGAAGUGGCAGUGUAUCGUCUACAUUCUCCCUGGUUCGUAUCAAAAAGGACAAAAACGAUGGAAAGGAAGGCUUGGCAAAGAUGUCGAGAAAUGAAAACGACAGCUGGUUUUCAAGCCUCAAAUUGCAGUCGAGACGCGUUUUCAGUGGCGACAAAAACGAGGGAGACCCUGGAAAUGCGCCUUGUGUGGAGAAAGACCACAUAGUAAAAAGAUCCCGCAGUGGUAGUGGUUCCAUGAUUUUUUCUGCUAUAAAGUUCAGGAAAAAUCUUACAUUUUUCAACGCACAGGGUUACCCAAUUAAUACACCUUCGUCUGAGCCGCUUCAAAGAAAGAAUUUUAUUGCAGUAACAUCUAGCAACAAAGACAUCGAAAUCAUCAAACAAGAAAAGCCUCGACAUCGCGCAGUCUCGUUUUCAAGUCGGUCGCUACUUCAUUCAUCAAUAGCUCGUAAUGACGUCUUAGAGCUAAGCAGCCUAAUCGACAAUGAUAGGGACCUGGACCUGAAUGAACCGGAUGAUCUGGGCAUAACCAUGAUGCACCGUGCAGCAAUCGAUGGAAGCUACCGCUGUCUGAACUUUCUUCUCUCUCGAGGCGCAGACGUGAAUGUCACUGAUUUUCAAGGCUGGACUCCACUUCACGAUUCUGUUUUCCAUGGGCAUAUCCGCUGUGUGGUUAUUCUUCUUAUCUCGGGCGCAAACGUAGAGGCGGAGACGAAGGAUUAUCUGAAGCCCAUAGAAAUGGCAGAGGACGAGGAAAUGAUUUUAGUGGUUGGUAGAGCAAUGGCCACAAACAGAACUGGACAAAAUCCAAAUUAUGACAAAGAAACUCUCGUGUGAAUACAAUGAAUAGUAUAUCUCACAAAUUAAAACAACUCAGAUGAGUAUUGUGAUUACACAUCGAAAAUUUGUCUCUUAAUUUACCUGUCGAAUCUACUUUCAAAUUCGUAUGCAAUUCAACUUUACCUUGCCAUGACAAUACAAUCUGAUUGGUCCAGAUCGGUCAAGCAUGCAUUAUCCGGCUCUCUUAUUGGUUGUCCUGUGGAAAGGAGCCAUUCGCUACUUAGAGGGCAAGCGUUUUCCUGCGCUUUAGGCAAUUUGCUUAGCUUUACUUUGAGUUCUCAUUGGUUCUUAAGAUUAUAUUCGUUUCAUUCGAUUGGUCGUUGUGAUAAAUUUAAUUUGGCUUUGUUUAUACGACAACCAAUCGAAAAGCGCCCUAAUAAGUUAAUGAUUAUCAUCCCUCGGCUAGAGUUGCAGGGAGUAAUUGUGCUCGUAUUCUUGAAUUCUGUUCAACAGAAUUAUCAAAGUAAGAGGUAUCAGACAGUUUCUCAAAAAACUGUUUUAAAACAAAAUAAGUGUAAAGAAUCUCUUUCGUUGUUAAAUUACAAAUUAUAACUUUCGCUUUCUCUCUCUCCUUUGUAAUUUUUUUUGUUGUCGCACGUGGCGCACGUGAUUUCCAAAAUUGGGUGUUGUUACGUAACCUACUAUUUGCACGUGCAUGCUUUUUUUUUCUGCAGGUUUUUUGUCUUUAUCAUGGAAUUGAAAUUUUUUAUAUCUAUAAUGGAACGUUCAAAGUGCUUUCAAGUGUUUUCAAAAGGGUUAAGAGGAUUUAGAAAGGGUUGAAUAGUCUAGAAAGAGAUCGCCUUCUCGUGUAAUAUAAUUAAUUGGAAUAUAUGGUUACCAACUUAGCGAUAAUUUAUCGAAGAUUAAGAGCAUGGUAACAUAACGGUAAAUUUGACAGAAUAUAUUUUGUGCAGUCUUUGGAGUAAAUCUAAUCCGAGUUGGUGAACACGAAAACUCUUUUCGACAUUCUUAAGAUAACUUGGCAGUUGUAUAUUGUGUGGGCAGGGAAAAUAAUUAUUUUUGUUGUUAAGACCGUCGCUAUAAACUGUGACAUUUCAAGCGGUACAAGCAAAAGAACCAACAGACUUGUGGGCGAAACAGGAAGGAUAUAAGUACAAGUUGUCGCGCCAGGAAAAUUCUAGGGCUGUUCAUUAGACUAGACCCGACGAUAAUCGUACUUCUGUAUAAGCUUUUGUUCAUAUUUGAAAACAGCGGAAGACAUAAAGAGAUUUUUUGUAAUAGUCGAGAUAAAAAGGUCGGUAAGUUGAAAAAGCCCCACAAUAAAAAUACUGUGGGCGAAAAACAAAAGUUUACUUCUCGAAGCUUUAGCAAAUUUGCAUAUAAGUAGCAAUCGAAAUGGAAGUGAUUUCUGGUGCUAUCUCGCUAUUUUUCUGGAAUAAAAUCUUACCAACCAUGGUGAUCAGCUUUAUGAAAUUAAGUGUAUAUUCAAGGUAUCACUUAGAUAAAAGAGGAAGUCGGUUUUAGCGAUGUUCUCUUGAACCAAACAUAAUACCAAUUACACUAACAAGCACACACAUUAAUUCACUUUGAUCAAAAGGUGGAGUUCUACUUAAUUUCCAAACACUUUAUCGCGUUAAGGGUGUCAUGUCGAAACUGGUCUUGACUCAAGGAAAGAAAACCGCACUAUUAAUUUCUUAAUAAGCUUUCCGUGAUUCAAACCUUUUCAAUAAACGGUGUUUAACUUUAGCCAGGAACUGAAUUUUUAUACUGAAUUGGUGAUUACGAAUGACUCCAGGGAUUUGCGUCAGUGGACUAAUACCAUAACAAUAUAGUCUAGGUGUUUGUUUAUCAUAAUAAGUCAUCUCCGGUCGUCAAAGUAUAUAGUGUCCAUGAACUGCCUGGCACAGACAAAAGACAAGCUACGGUCGAGCUGCAAACCAGAAACAGGCGGUUUUGAAAACAAAAUCCCCUAAGGCGGAGGAGGUCAGAUUCAAAACUGACAAAGCAAAGAUCUUAGGAGAAAAAACGUGAGCCUUUUUUUAUCUGCUGUAGUGACGAAAAGUGUGAUUGAUACACUUGUCACAUGAUGUUAGCAUUGCAUAGAGCAUCUCAAGAGGGCAAUUUAAUUCUGGUGUCGAUUCUGCUCGAGAGAGGGGUAAACGUAAAUGCAAAAGAUAGACAGGGGCGAACUCCUCUCCACAUAGCGGCAGAGAUUGGAGACAAGUUAUUAGCCGAGCUGUUAUUUCAGCGAGGAGCGGAUACGUGUUCGGUAUCCGCUAGGGGAAAUAUUCCUCUAGACUGCUCCAAGGAUGAAGAAAUGACUUUGAUGCUUGUUCAGAUGAUGGCUAGAGCGGGGAAAGCAAAAAUAGCCAAAGAGAGAUUACAGUUUGAAGAAUUGUCCGAAAAGGCCCGGCAAAAAGCCGCUAAGACAUUAGACUUGAAAAGCCCCAGAAAAAAGGGACCUCCAGUGCCAUUUUCUCAGUUUUGGAACAAGCGUUCCAUAGCAAGCUUUCUCGGAUUGAGAGAGGCUGAUUCAAGGCUUUCAAGCCUGUCAAACAUUUCUGACUGUAGUAGAUUCAGCGAAAGUGAGUCCGGCUUUUCUGAAUUGGACAAAUCUCCUGAGAGCACAUCUAUGGAGUCUGUACAGACGAACGAAUCACUUUCAAGCGGCUUCGCGUCCGUGGACGAAUUUUCACCGCAAUCAUUUAAUAGGCGCGCGACUACAGCACUAACGAAAGAAGAAUUCGCAGCCUUGAACCGUUCUCCUUUCAUGCCACGGCGCACUCGUGCCGUAUCGGACCCGCCGCGAAAACGGACAAUUAAACGAUCAUCAACGUGGAAUAUCAGCAGUAAAAGUGAGAGCACAUUCCCGCGUUCUGCGCUGAAAAGACGGGUGGAAAAGUGUGUGACUUUCCCGGCGGAUGUUCUCUUAGACAUUGCAAUCAAAAACGACGAUUUCGUUGAAACUUGCCACUUGAUAAAAUCAAAAAAAGUCGACUUUAAUCGCGUUGGAUGCAAUGGGCUCACACCGCUUCAUCGAGCGGCCAUCGAAGGCAGUCACGAAUGUCUGCAACUGUUAAUUGACCUCGGAGCAAACGUGAACGCGCGGGAUGGCUCAGGAUGGACACCUCUUCACGACGCUGUUUAUCACGGAAAUUUCAACUGCGCACUGGUUUUAUUGAGCGCAGGUGCUGAUCCAGAAGCUGAAACGGACGAUUUUACAUCGGUGAUAGAAAUGACAGACGAUGAUAAAAUGCUUCUUGUCGUUGGAAGAGCGUUGAUUCUAGCAUUCAACAGUGGGUACCAAAACGAAGUAUCUUUCUGCGGGCAGGAAGUACAUCAUCCUGUUUUUGACCCAGAUAGGGAAACAUGCGUUUAA